AUGGUGGAUGCACCUGGCUCUUUGCCCUCGGAGCCUCCAGCUGACUGCCACGCCAGAGGGACGCGCGGCUGGAGCUGCGACCUCCACCCGCCCCCGCGGCGCCAGUCUUUGGAAUGUGGCGUCGCCCCCACCUCGCCCAUGGAAGCGGGGGGUCCCGCUACGCCGGGCCGCGCCGCCAUACCCAGGCCGCAUGGGGGCGAGGCUGCGGGGCUGCCAGGACGGUUUGAGGACCGGGCCCGGCCGGAGAGACUCCAACCUUCACCCCCCUCCCCGCGUCCCCAGUCCCACCCCCCACCGUCUCCCGGCGCCGCCACUUCAGGCAGCCCACUCGGCCCGGCCUCUCCCCGCGCCCGGACCACCCCCCAUGGGGUGCUCUCACUGCGCAGCGAGUCCCUCCGCUGCCUCCUCCCAGCCCAAAAUGGCGGCGGCGGCCACCGAUCCUUCUCGUCGCCUUCCUCUAGGGCCGAGGAUCCCUCCGCGCCCAAGCCCCUCCCCUCUCAGCCGGAUCUAUAUUCUGCCCGGUCAUUGCUGUGUAUUCGCCUCCCGAGGCAGUCUUUUCCCCGCUUCGCUUCGGUUGUUGGGGGAACAAAGCUUAGGCCUAGCUUCCUGGCUGUCAGCCUGGGCCUCAGCGAUUUUCAGGAGAAGAGUAUAGGAUGUGUCACUAGUUAAAGGCAUCUGCUGAAAGAUUUGGAACAGAAGAAGGUGGCUACUCCAAAGCAGACCAACUGUAACACAGAGUCACCAGCAGCCCUGGAGGAGGCCAAGACCUCUGGUGCUCCUGGGAGCCCCAGGACAUCCCCUGAGCCUCAUGACCCUGGAGGUUCCCUGCCCCUGACACCCAGGAUGGAGAACCACUCAGAGGGGGAAGAUUCUCCCAGGGCUAGCGGUGGCCUGGGCUGGAACGGUAGGGGUCCCCGGGCCCAGAGUCCAGGGGGCUGCUCAGUGGAGGCUGUGCUGGCCCGGAAGAAGCACCGCCGGCGGCCUUCCAAGCCUUCCAAGCGCAAGCGGCACUGGCGGCCCUACCUGGAGCUGAGCUGGGCUGAGAAGCAGCAGCGGGAUGAGAGGCAGAGCCAGCGGGCCUCCCGGGUCCGAGAGGAGAUGUUCGCCAAAGGCCAGCCCGUGGCACCCUACAACACCACCCAGUUUCUAAUGAAUGAUCGAGACCCCGAGGAGCCCAACCUGGAUGUGCCCCAGGGGGCCUCCCACCCAGGCUCCAGCGGGGAGAGUGAGGCCGGCGACAGUGACGGGAGGGGCCCAGCUCACGGGGAGUUCCAGCAGAGGGAUUUCUCCGAGGCCUACGAGCGCUAUCACACCGAGAGCCUGCAGGGCCGCAGCAAGCAGGAGCUGGUGCGCGACUACCUGGAUCUGGAGAGGCGGUUGUCACAGGCCGAGGAGGAGACGAGGAGGCUGCAGCAGCUGCAGGGGUGCACCAGCCAGCGGUCCUGUCGCCAGGUGGAGGAGCUGGCCGCCGAGGUAGAGAGGCUCCGGACGGAGAACCAGCGGCUUCGGCGGGAGAAUGAGAUGUGGAACAAAGAAGGCGGCGGCUGCGGUGGGGAGCUGGGCACCUAGGGGUGCCCCUAGCCAGGCUGACCCAAGGAGAAGGUCCCAUUUCCUACACGCUCAGGCCAGCUGAGUCUCAAGGCGGCAGAUCUCAGCACCCCUGCGCCCCCUGAGAACAGCUAAAAUAGGUUCCGGCUUCCACCUUGUCCGUUUCCACGAUUUGUUCUUUGAUGUCAUGUUGUUUUUCACAUAGGAAUUAAACGAUUUUGGUGA
Messenger RNA from Hippopotamus amphibius kiboko, 1773 nucleotides. RefSeq names its product HEXIM P-TEFb complex subunit 2 (gene HEXIM2). The transcript is spliced from 5 exons. The record is from RefSeq and is a predicted model, not a curated record. Gene Ontology annotation, biological process: negative regulation of cyclin-dependent protein serine/threonine kinase activity; negative regulation of transcription by RNA polymerase II. Gene Ontology annotation, cellular component: nucleus; nucleoplasm; cytoplasm. NCBI's taxonomy places the organism in Eukaryota, Metazoa, Chordata, Mammalia, Artiodactyla, Hippopotamidae. Gene Ontology annotation, molecular function: 7SK snRNA binding; cyclin-dependent protein serine/threonine kinase inhibitor activity.